This is a messenger RNA of Rhagoletis pomonella (apple maggot), 3243 nucleotides long. Its product is annotated as sodium-independent sulfate anion transporter. Gene Ontology annotation, cellular component: membrane. The record is from RefSeq and is a predicted model, not a curated record. NCBI's taxonomy places the organism in Eukaryota, Metazoa, Arthropoda, Insecta, Diptera, Tephritidae. Gene Ontology annotation, biological process: transmembrane transport. Gene Ontology annotation, molecular function: sulfate transmembrane transporter activity.
AAUUCUGUGCUUCGAUGAUAAAUAAAAAUAAUAUUUGUAAGCGCUUACUGUUUAUCUAUAUUAAAAGAGGGAUCAUUGAAAUACAGGCAUGUGAGAUUCCUUAUUGUAUGUAACAUGCUCAUGGCAGUGCCCUAAAAACUUUAGAUCAGUAUUCCUAUCUCCAUUUUAAUUUCUGCUCUGGAGCGUUUGAAGGAAAUUGGGCGAAGAAAAUCGAACAUACUACGUAAAUCGCACAAACUGACGGCAAUGAGAACAAAACACUUUAUUUUAAUACUUUGCUGCAUUAUAAUUACAACAAUAUUUUUCAUAAUUUUGGGACCGGCUGGUGAACCCAACGAUUCUUUGAAAAGUAUUGUUACGCAUACACAUCAGCAGCUAAACAAAUUGCAGGAAAAUCUGCGUGUUGCUGAGAAAAAAAAGCUUCAAAUAGACCCGAAAUAUUUGUCUUUGCUUGGAUUCACCGAUACGAUUUACACGAAACAAGCUAAAGAAUUUAAUCAUUAUGAAAUUGAAAAUCGACCAAAGUCGGAGGGAAAGAUUGAAACUAUAGAAGUAUCUGAUCUUCCGCUGCCAAAUCGGGGUUCACAGGAUUUAAAGGAUGUUGGCGAUAGUCCUUACAGCCCGAACUCAUUUCGGCACAAUAGCAGAUCGCACAUAGCAACACCGCCAUACAAUGGUACAAAGGUUAAUUUCACCAUUGUCACAUACGUACAGGAUGGUCAAGCGCCAUCGGCAAUCUUACUUGCUCAAAACAUCGCUAUGAAAUUACCGGAUGACCAUCUGCUCAUUUAUGACCUUGGAUUAUCAGAAGAUGAUUCCCGAGCUCUAAUUACUUACUGUAACAUCUCUAAAUGUUCAGUUAUAAGUUAUGACUUGUCGCUCUUCCCCUCACAUGUAUCAGAGCAGCGUAUGCACGCUUAUCGCCCGAUUGUUAUAAAAGACGCUUUAACCCGAUCCCACAACAUUCUAUUCGCAGAAAAUUAUAUUCGAUUUCGUGGUGGUAGCCAUGACUUACAAAAAUUACGAAGUAGAGUUAUGACCUCAGGUGUCCUGGGUUGGAAUACUCCCACUGCGGUAUCAACACUCACACAUCCCAAAAUGUUUGAUUACUUUCAAACCGAUGCUGAUGAUUUUAUUUUCCUGCGGAUGAUUGACCUCGACAUAGCUUUAUUUUCUGGCAGUCCCUUCUUAGAAAAAAAUAUUAUGCUGCCAUGGUUAAAGUGUGUUCUGACAUUGGAAUGUAUUGAUCCCAUAGCCGGUUUAUACGAGCAGCAAUUUCCCAACUUGCGUUCAACAAUUUCCAACAGUAGUAAAAAACUCUGCCGAUUAACUACGAUAACAAGCAAAUUUCCAAUACUAAAAUGGCUACCUAAAUACCAGAUAUCGUUUUUAUUCCGCGAUGCUAUUGCUGGAUUCACAGUGGGUCUUACGACUAUUCCACAAGCAAUCGCUUAUGGUGUCGUCGCGGGCUUACAACCCCAAUAUGGACUUUACGCGGCAUUUAUGGGCUGUUUUACCUAUAUUAUAUUUGGUUCUUGCAAGGACGUUACCAUUGCCACCACUGCAAUUAUGGCAUUGAUGGUACAUGAUUACGCGAUUAUAACACCGGACUAUGCCAUCUUGAUAUCCUUUUUGGCGGGCUGCAUUAUAUUGCUGCUAGGCAUCUUUAAUCUGGGCGUGCUUGUGCGAUUCAUUUCUGUUCCUGUCAUCACGGGUUUCACAAUGGCAGCAGCCUGCACAAUCGGUAGUGCACAAAUCAACAAUCUCUUUGGAAUGAGCAGUCCGUCGAAUCAAUUAAUUCCAUCGUGGAAACAUUUUUUUACACACCUCACAUCAAUUCGUAUGAAUGACUCUUUACUUGGCGUAUGCAGUCUAAUCUUUCUUCUAUUGAUGAAGGAAGUAAAGAAUAUACCCUACGGAAACAAGACUUUUUGGAAGUAUAUUUCCCUGUCUCGCAACGCCUUGGUAGUCAUAUUUGGAACGUUUUUGGCCUACCAGUUAAGUCGGGAUGGAGCUGAACCUUUCAGAAUUACUGGUAAUAUUACAGCAGGAUUGCCACCUUUUCGAGUGCCUCCCUUUAGCACAUACGUUGAUGGAGAGGAAGUCGCUUUCUCGGAUAUGAUAAGCACAAUAGGCUCAUCAUUAGCAUCAAUACCUUUGGUAGCGAUUCUAGAAAUAGUAGCAAUUUCUAAAGCAUUCUCCAAAGGGAAAAUUGUUGAUGCAUCUCAGGAAAUGAUUGCCCUUGGCAUGUGCAACAUCAUGGGCAGUUUUGUGUCAUCUAUGCCGGUGACAGGGUCAUUUACAAGAACAGCUGUAAAUAAUGCUAGCGGCGUUAAAACGCCCUUGGGUGGCGCGGUAACUGGUGCAAUGGUAUUGAUGGCAUUGGCUUUUCUCACUCAAACAUUCUAUUAUAUCCCAAAAGCGACGUUGGCAUCAGUCAUUAUUGCAGCUAUGAUAUCUCUUGUCGAACUUAAGAAAAUUCCCGAUAUAUGGAAAUCAAAAAGACAAGAUAUUUUUCCGUUUAUAACGACAUUUUUUACAUGCCUAUUCUGGAGUCUUGAGUACGGAAUUAUUUGCGGUGUAGUUGCCAAUAUUUCAUUUAUACUGUAUAGAAGUGCAAGUCCCCAAAUACACAUAGAAAAGAAAAGGGUUUAUAACUAUGAUAUAUGCUUUGUAAACGUCAAACAAAGGCUGGAUUUCGCUUCUGCUGAGUAUUUGAAGGAAAAAGUUGUCAAGUUUAUGAACGAAUAUCGAUAUGACAUAAGUCUCAUUGUUAUAAAAGGAGAAGAGAUUAAUUCCAUUGAUUAUACAGUUGCUAUGAACAUUAUAUCACUUAAAGAAGAUCUGGAGGUGCUCAAAUGUGAUCUUUUAUGCUGGAAUUGGAACAUAAACGCUGCGGGAGUUAUUUAUAGAUUGAAGAAUGAUUUAUACGGCAUAUUUAAGAAUGAGCAUAGCAUCGAGGAGAUAGUAAAUAAUUACUACGUAAAUCUACAAAGAAACAACAAUAGCUCAAAUGAUACCGUAUACACAAAUAUUUCAUAAAUAAGAAUCGUUUAGUAUUAAAUGAUAUAUUAGAAUUAAAUGUUGACUGUGCAGUGUCUGCAUAUUAGCAGCAAUCAACUUAACUAUGUUCUUAAGUAUACCUAUGUAUAUAGGUAGCUUUUUUUAAUAAUAAACUACAAUAGCUGUGAUUUUGCACGUAUUAGGGCUACAAAGUAAAAGCGUCACGAAAAUUGCCUAUCA